Arabis nemorensis is the source of this 894-nucleotide messenger RNA. Lineage: Eukaryota; Viridiplantae; Streptophyta; Magnoliopsida; Brassicales; Brassicaceae. The record is from the annotation of a GenBank genome assembly.
AUGACAGAAGAGUUCGAGAUCGCCGGAACUUGGUGGACUUCACCAACAGACUCAUUCUCUGGCUACUCGCUGCCACGUUCUACUGAGAUUAGCCUCGAUGUCACAAAUUUCGGAUGGCAAAACGUUGAUAACAAGAUUAACGAUCAGAGUGAUGAUUAUAAUAUGAACUUGCACACAUCACAAAUCUCUUGGAAUCAAUCUAUCAUGCAUAGUAGUUUCUUCGAAGGAUUAUUCGAUCCUAAUGAGCAAUUACAAUCGGAUUCUUGGCCAAAAGCUACAAUUCCUAACGCGAAAUCUGAGCUGCUCGAAAGUUUUCCAUUCUUCGAUAACAUGUUCUUGAUCGAUUCAGAAGGUGAGUCUUUAUUGGAUCAUGAGAUCAGAAACCAUAACUCGAAGGAGCAAAUUACACAAAGGAGAGAAAAGACCGAAGAAUUAGAAGAGAAUAGCGAUGAAUAUUCACCGCGAUUGCUUAAAAGGCAAAGAAUCGAUACAUUAUCUCCAUUGCCCAGCUUCAAAGUUCGUAAAGAAAAGCUCGGAGAUCGAAUCACUGCGCUUCAGCAACUGGUUUCACCAUUUGGCAAGACAGAUACAGCUUCUGUUCUCAACGAAGCAGUAGAGUACAUUAAGUUUCUUCAAGAACAAGUCACUGUGUUGUGUAAUCCAGACCAGAACACCAAAGGAUCUGUUCAACAACAGCAGUGUUUAGACAAGAAUUCUACCAAUAUUACUCAACAAGAAGAAGAAUGUAGUUCAAGAAGACAAGUAGAUCUCGCGAGCCGCGGGCUAUGUCUGAUGCCGAUUUCAACAACAUAUCCGGUGGCUGCGGCCGCGGCUUUGGCUGCAGAGAUGAACACUUCUGAUUUCUGGAACAUCCCAUUCUCUGUAAACUUAUGA